UUAGUUUUUAUCGAUAAACAAACGAGGCUGGAAAAUGUCAUCGUGAAUUUGUUUAAAUUUAUUGUGACAUUUUUUUGUCAAAAAUAAUUUUUUUUAUUUAGAAUUCUUGUGGAUUUUCUUUGAGAUUUUUUUAAAGGUUUGAGUUUAUUUUUAUAAAUUAAUAGUUAUGCUGUAGGAAGUAGAUGUCUGGUAGAAAUAAUAAGGAAGUACAAGAAUGGGCAAUGAAAACUCGACGCCCAAAAAGUCGGAAACACGAAAAUUCAGAGGAGACUUCAAAAGCACAGAUGGCGAUUCCUCAAAAACUCCGGAGCCAAAACGCCCUAGAAAGCAGAAGGCUAAAAGUUCUGGAGGACCUACCAACCCGUUCCUGAUUUUCUUCCUAAGGAUGAGGAGCAAGAAGCCCAAUGAGCAUGUCACGACCAUCGCAAAGGCCGCUGGCAAGCAGUGGGCAAAGAUGACACCCGACCAGAGACAGAAGUACGUCAAAAUGGCCAGUGUUGCUAAGAAGAAACGCGUUUAUAAAAAGAAGAAACGCGAUGAUGAUCCGGAAUAGAAUUUUUAAUCGUGAAUUUUUUUUCUUAAUUUUGA
This is a messenger RNA of Cotesia glomerata, 588 nucleotides long. RefSeq names its product FACT complex subunit SSRP1-B-like. The record is from RefSeq and is a predicted model, not a curated record. The transcript has 3 exons. Lineage: Eukaryota; Metazoa; Arthropoda; Insecta; Hymenoptera; Braconidae. The coding region runs from base 215 to 553 and encodes 112 amino acids.